Messenger RNA from Medioppia subpectinata, 1224 nucleotides. The record is from the annotation of a GenBank genome assembly. NCBI's taxonomy places the organism in Eukaryota, Metazoa, Arthropoda, Arachnida, Sarcoptiformes, Oppiidae.
AUGGUUGAGAGGGCCCGGCUAUACCUCAUCGACCGGUUCACCACUAAUGCCGACAUUAAGCCAUCGAAGCCGCCCUGCGUUCAGCUGAAGCUGAGGCGCGACUUCAAGUGUAUGUCAGAAGAGGAGCGCCAGAAGUUUGUGGAUAUUAUACGGCGCCUGUAUUUGGACCGAUCGAUGGAUAUGUUGGGUGAUAUACACGCCAGGCAUUGGGGCACUGUUCACAAAAGUGCAGAGUUUUCACCCUUUCAUCGGUACAUUAUCUAUAAGUUGGAAGAAAAAAUCGCUACCAUUGAUCCAACCGUAACUGUUCCCUAUUGGUCAGAUCCCUAUGACUUUUCGGCGCCGGAAAAGUCAAUAUUAUUUAAAUAUUUCGGUACUUAUGGCCAACACGUGGACGGGUUUUGCGUAAAGGAUGGUCUGUUCACUGGUCUAAACCUGACCCGUUGUGUGCGGCGCCAGUGGUAUGACGGAAAAAUGCCCACGUUAGAGUCACCUGAAAUGGUCACGUCAUGGUUGCAACGAUCUACCGACUUCCCCACAGGUGUGGCACUUCACGGGGGCUCACACUUUGUACCCCAUCUGGCAGUGGGUGGCUAUGCGGGCGAUAUGAGUGUGGAAACUGCCGCUCACGACAUAUUGUUCUAUAUGUUCCAUCAGUACUACACUGAGGUAUUGACUUAUAAGUUGCAGCUAAAGGACGACCGAUUGCUUACGCCGUUGAGUUAUAACCUGAUGAGCCGCGUGGACACAACGACCGGUGCCUAUAAGACGGCCAAUAUUUAUACGGAUGUGUUGACCCACUGGACAAAUGUUACGAUCGCCGAAGUAUUUCAUUUGGGUUUUGGCGAAUUUUGUUCAAUUAGCGACCGAAGUGUACUCGACAUCAAUCGGCACCUGAAUGGCGAGCGUCCAGUCCUACCAAACGCUAUCCAAGAGUUGCCACAAAUGGUUAAGACUUUGUUUUUCCCGGCGUUCGCUUCGGAUAACUAUACGUGGUUUGACGUGGAGUUGGACGACACCGGCGAUGAUUGUAACCCCGGCUGCAAACCUGUGCCCAAAUUUCAGGCCUAUUCAGACACCCCUCACGGCAUACGUAUGAUGAGAGGCUUUGAUGACAACUCCAACCCCCUGUCCAUCAACGGUCUGGCCCUCUCACAGAUGUAUAUGUUUGCUCUGACCGAUGCCCUCAAUAUGAUGGGCUACUGCUCCCCAUUCAUCCCUUAA